GGCUAUAACGCGGGCGUAGCAAGAGGCUCAGCAGCUCGCAGGACAACUCGUGGAGGAAGUUGACGAUGAUACUAAACUAUCAGAUACUAUUAGUAGUAUAGAGCCAUCGUCUAAGCGUCUAAUGCUUGAUGAUAGCGACGAGGAUGAUAUGGGAAUGUUAUUCGAAGAUGCUACUGAAGAAGACCUUAGGUUUGAUAGCUUCGAAGCCAUACUCGGGGGUACGCAGGCCAUGCUAGCAAGCGAGCUUAAUGAGACGAUGCCUACCCUGGAUGACCGUCGUGAACUUGCUGAAUACCAGUUCCCGGCAGAGGAUAUCGAGGAUUUAACGCCUGUUGCUAACGAUAUCGAAUCCGAUGAAGAGACCGCUACUAUUAGUAGUUAGACGGUGGCUAACACGGAGACAAGUCAAGUUACCCAAGAAGCUCCUCACCCC
Messenger RNA from Eremomyces bilateralis CBS 781.70, 433 nucleotides. RefSeq lists its product as uncharacterized. NCBI's taxonomy places the organism in Eukaryota, Fungi, Ascomycota, Dothideomycetes, Eremomycetales, Eremomycetaceae. The coding region runs from base 122 to 382 and encodes 86 amino acids. The transcript is spliced from 2 exons. The record is from RefSeq and is a predicted model, not a curated record.